CGAUACCAAGUGAGGCGUGGGGGGGGGAGGGAGCGGUGGUGAAGCCUCCCGCGCUCGAGACCCUGCUCCAGCUGCAGACCGCCGCCAUGCCCAGGCCGACCUUCGCCCGGCCCGCGUCCUCCUGGCUGGCCAGGUGGUUUCCCUGGACUCCCAAGGUCCCCGCCAAGCCCGUGGUCGCGCUCAAACGGCCCCUCCAGGUGGACCUGGUGGCCGGGAAGUCCUACAAGUGGUGUGUUUGCGGCCGCAGCAAGAAGCAGCCCUUCUGCGACGGCUCCCACUUUUUCCAGCGCACGGGCCUGACCCCGCUCCGCUUCACGGCCACAGAGACCAAGAAGGCCUGGCUGUGCACCUGCAAGAUGACCAGCCGCCCCCCGUUCUGCGACGGCACACACAAGGGAGAGGCGGUACAGAGGGCCCAAGAGGGGACCCCGCUCUGACCCCAACUUCUGGGUUUGGCACGUGUGAGUACGUGGGGGAGAGGGGGUGCUCCCCUCUCCGGCUACUGACAGGCAGAUGAAGCCCCAAAUAAAGUAUUGCCACUAAUUA
Molecule: messenger RNA, 546 nt
Organism: Ornithorhynchus anatinus (platypus)
Lineage: Eukaryota; Metazoa; Chordata; Mammalia; Monotremata; Ornithorhynchidae
Gene: CISD3
Product: CDGSH iron sulfur domain 3
Exons: 5
Coding region: 87-437 (116 amino acids)
Cellular component (GO): intracellular membrane-bounded organelle
Molecular function (GO): 2 iron, 2 sulfur cluster binding
Source: RefSeq, a predicted model, not a curated record